CACUCUCGUUGCCGUAGCCCGUCGGUGUCAAGUUCGGCAGAAGGUUGAACGCGCUUUGGCAGAGUGGCCAUCGUUCCGUGGUGUUUGUCGUUCAGUUCGGGUGAUUUGAAAAGAGAAGUGCAGAAGACUAAAAAGCAGCUAGCUAGAGUAGAGGCUGCCCUCUGUGUGCUCCAACUGUGCGAAGCAAAAAUCUACAAUUUAUGACGUUCCCAGUUGGACCAGGAAAAGAAGCGACCCGAAUCGGAUUGGUAAUACGGAUGUGAGCUUGGGGAAGUUGGGAUCGAUCCGUAGGCAGGUGCUGGAGCACAAAUUUAGAGUUCAGAGUAGCCUUCUGGUGUCGGAAGAAUUCCCAAAGCAGACGUUCGUCAGGAAAAAUUUCAUGGAACAACAUCAUCCGAAAAGUGAAUCGAUCCGGACUUGCCGUUGUCGUUGGUGCAAUCGGGAGGAUUGUUUUCGGGCGACCUGAAAAACAGAAGUGCUGGAAAAGUUUGAAAUUGGAAAAACGCGACCAUAAUCAAAACGUGCAUCCAGUACAGGUGAUUCGUCGUGUCGUUUAGCGAGAAGCGACCAACGAAGGGGAAGCAGCAACACGCGAAACCGAAAAUGAUUCGCGAAUGACCAAACGAAAGGAAAAGCGAUAAAGCAGGAGCAGCAACGAAGAAGCACCAAACGAGGAGCGGAGAGGUGCUAUCGAUUUUCCUCGCGAUCCAGAGCAGCAGCAGCGAAGAAGAUCGGUGACAGAAAGAGAAGGGAAGAGAAGUGUGUGUGUCGGUCGAAGAACAGCUGAGACGCGGACAAGUUUGUAGGCCACUCUGGCAGAAAACAGCUGCGGCACUGAUAGGGGUGUGUGUGCUAGCGGAGAGCCGUGGGUGAAAAUUUUAAUGAUAUGAAGUGUGGAUACUGUCGUCGUUGAUCGAUAGUGGAUUGUGCUUUCCAAAAUUUUCAUCUUUCCUUCUUGUGGCAAACAAAGAAUACGUAGUGUGUGUCUAGAGCCUCAAAAGGUGGGCUAAGGCAAAGGAGGUGAAGAAGCCAAAAGAAAUAGGAGCCAUCCAUAGUGGUUCUGUGGGUGCCGAAAUCGAAGAGAAGAAGAGGGUGGUUGUGAGGUGUUGAAGGUGGAAAAGUUCACGCACUCACGCACGCGAGUGAAACAUCUGUUCGUUGUUGAACAAACGGAACGCCGUGGACAGAGAGUGUUGUUGGUGUGAGAGGGACUCAGUCCUGAAAGCAACGAGAGCGACGACAACACAAGCAGCAGCAGCAGCACAGCACACAGGUUAACGACAGCGUUGCCAGAUCAACCGGUUGACUGGCAACUCUGUUGUUGAACGUUACUGUUACGUCCGGCCCUCGGUAGGAUAGGUGCCCCCGGUUCGGAAGUGCUCUCAGCGCUACCGGCCAUCUUUUCUUUUGGGACCCGGGUACAGAAGCGGCUUGUAAAAUAAAUUUUAAUCUGACGCUCGGUUGGUUCGGCGGUGCUUCUGAAAUGUCCGACACCGGCAGUGGACACGACGGAGCCCAAAAGGACUACUCGCAAAAAAUGGACGGCGGUGGCGGUGGUGACUUUGAUUCCGGUCAGCAAAGUCAACAAACCGAACAAGAGCUGGCCACCAAAAUGCUGCAGAUCCAAUCGAAACGAUUCUAUCUGGAUGUGAAGCAGAAUCGCCGUGGUCGGUUUAUCAAAGUGGCCGAAAUCGGUGCCGACGGUCGGCGCAGUCAGAUUUUCUUGGCCUUAUCGACGGCGGCUGAGUUCCGAGACCACCUAUCGACGUUCAGCGACUAUUACGCGUCGCUGGGACCACCGAAUCCGGACAACGUGCCCGAAGAUGGCAAGCUAAAGUCAGAGAUGAUGAUCAAGGACAAUCGACGGUACUAUCUGGACCUGAAGGAGAACGUCCGAGGCCGGUUUCUGCGCGUAUCACAGACGAUUACUCGCGGGGGUCCCCGAUCGCAGAUUGCCAUUCCGGCGCAGGGGAUGAUCGAGUUCCGCGAUGCCCUGACGGAUCUGUUGGAGGAGUUCGGCACGAACGACGGCGGAUUCAAGGGCGAACUGCCUGAGGGGCGCCACAUGCGUGUGGACAACAAAAACUUCUACUUUGACAUCGGACAGAACAGCCGGGGCAUCUACAUGCGGGUGUCAGAGGUGAAAAGCAACUUCCGGACCGCGAUAACCGUGCCGGAGAAGUGCUGGUCGCGAUUCCGCGACAUCCUCACCGAUUACUGCGACAAGAUGAAGAAAACGUCCGAGUCAACCACAUCGUCGAUCACUGCCGAUAAUCCAUUGCAGAAGCAAACAUCAAAUAAUAUGUAAAUUAGUGACGAGAGCGAGAGAGAAACAGAUAUCUUUUCGGUCCCGUUUCGUUUGUUUUCCCCCUUUUUGGCUAAGUUUAGUUUUUCCUAUUGUACGCUUUCCUGUUUUCGGUUUCCUUUUCCGUUUGUUUUCCCUGUUUCAAACCGUUUUUCGGAGAUUUUUUGUUUUUAUUUUCUUUUAUUUUUCUUGGUUAAUUGUUACGUUUUCUUACUAGUUUUUUCCCCUGAAGGAUGAUAUACUAAAUUAUAGAGAUGAAAUGAUGAGUAUAAAAUAUAUUAUACAUAUAGUUAUAGCAGAAACAGAAAGAGAAAGAUAAGAUCAGAUGUAAUCUGAAUAUAAAUUGCAGUUAUAAAGAUUUAAAUAAAACAAAACAGAAGAAAAUUUAACAAAGUAAAAUUUAACGACGCAGACGAAAACACAGAAAACAAAAACAAAAAACGAGCGAAACUAAAACAAAACUAGCAAAACAACAACAACAAACACACACACAUACUCACGAACGCAAUAGGAAACGAACACAUUUUUUUGGAUAACGCGCAACUCUCUCGCCUACAACCGCACUCUCUUCUUGGUGACUUAUUUCUAGUGGUGAACGGCUGUGCAACACGUGCAUGCAACUGUUGAACUAACAAACAAUAAUUCAUGAUUUUGAAAUUUUCAGCCAACAUUAUCGAUACUUCUGAGGAACUUCAAAGAAAGCUGCAAUUCUACAAUCAACAAAAAAAAAUCUGUUGGAUUUGAGUAUCAAAUCCAGAAUGUCUGCAUGGGAAAAAAUUCUGUAGUAAAAAUAACUAUUUUAGCUGACUACGCCCAUUCUUGAAACUACCAUGGAAAUUCAGACCAAUUUGUGGGAAGAAUAUGAUGGUUAAUCCACAAUCAAGGGUUGUCUAAUAAGAUCGAAAUGUACAAUACGGUUUCCACUAUUUAAGGUUUGUUGGAAAUAUCAAACACUGAUGCUGAGUAGUGCCAUCGAUGCUGCAGUGUCACAUUCAAGUAACGAUACUCAAAUAAUCGAACAUUAGGGUCAAAGGUUUCUUUUGAAUAAAGUGUUGUUUUCAUAGAUGUUGUCAAUCUAUUAUUAUUUAUUAAGUAUUCUUGAUCAACAGUCUCGUGUUCGCACAGUCUCACCGCAAGCCAAAAUUCUAUCUUAUAGCAGAAAGGCAAAGAAAAAGUUAGGCAAAUCCACGAGCAUCUUAUCGGAGCAGUGAUAAAGAACGUAGCCUCAAUUCUUAGCUGGAACUGAUGUAGCAAAAGAGAAACAAAAACAAAUGAGAAGCAGAACAAAGCAAAAACAAACUAAAACAAAUAAUUUAAAAGAUAAAAAAGCCAUAGCAAGAAAAUAGAAAUAAAAUAAAAACAAACAGAUAGAAGAAGAAACUGCAAGCCACCCACAUAGGUAAACACACACUACACACACUUACACAAGAACACACGUACCAGCAAAAGGAGAAUUCACUGAAAAAAUGAUGAUGAAAUAUGCAAGUUAAUGAAAAAAAUCAGAAAUAAUAGAACUAGAAUUAAAAAGUCCCUCUUUUUGAGCAGAGCAAAGUUAUCUAUAUGCAGAAGCUGCAAUGCUUAAAGUGCAAAUUGGAGAGCAAGGAAAAGGGGAGAGAACACACGUAAAUAAUGACAUAGUCAAUAUAUAUUACUGUUAAAUGUUACACACACAGAGAAACAAAGCGGAUGGGAAGAUUGGCGAUUGGCAACAGAUAAAACUAAAAGUGGAAUGAGUAUAAUCGUAUCCAAAUUUGCUGACAGAUGUAGCGCAAGAACCUUGAUGAAUCAAAAUUUUGCUUACCUUUCUAGCGCUGAGUUACUCGUAGAUGUAGGGUCUAAAUGAAAGUAAGAAAAAAACUAGUAGCGUUUGACGACAACAGACACAAAAUUAAGCGGACCCAUCUGUCGAAGCAGUAAGUUGUGUUUUUUUAUUCAAUGAAUCGUUUACGUUGUUCCAUUGUGAUUAAGUUUCUCUCGUAUAUAAAUAGAUUGGAUAAAAACAGCAGUAUGCUAUAAUUAUUAAUUCGCAAAAACGAAUCGGUAUAAGUAAUAUAGUUGCGUUUCGAGAAUCAUGCUUGGCAUUGAUUGAGACAGAAGAUAACUGAAGCAGAAAUGAAAGCAAAAUACUGGUCACCCGAGAGAGCGAAAGCUAGAUAAAAGAGAUAAACCGAGAAAGCCUCCUAGAGGCAGCUACAAAGUGCACGACGAGAGAUCGGGACCAACAGCUGUGAUCUUAAACAAGAGUAAACAAAAACGGAUGAUAUGAUAUCAUGAAAAAAAAAACAGUUU
Aedes aegypti (yellow fever mosquito) is the source of this 4594-nucleotide messenger RNA. It is a transcript of the gene Pur-alpha, whose product is annotated as transcriptional activator protein Pur-beta. Gene Ontology annotation, molecular function: purine-rich negative regulatory element binding; DNA-binding transcription factor activity, RNA polymerase II-specific; RNA polymerase II transcription regulatory region sequence-specific DNA binding. The transcript has 4 exons. Gene Ontology annotation, cellular component: nucleus. The record is from RefSeq and is a predicted model, not a curated record. The coding region runs from base 1484 to 2308 and encodes 274 amino acids. Gene Ontology annotation, biological process: regulation of transcription by RNA polymerase II. NCBI's taxonomy places the organism in Eukaryota, Metazoa, Arthropoda, Insecta, Diptera, Culicidae.